CUGUAGUAAAAUUCCCAGGCAACGUUUGAGUCAGACGGUGCCAAAAAAGAACAGGUUGGCUAAGUCAUUAAAGGAGGGAUUUUAUAUACACAGCAAGGGACUAGAGUGGACUGUUCAGAUGCACCUUCCUAUAUUCCGUUAGCUAGACAUAGUGGUUACCGUAGUAUAUCUUAUCUGGAGCUGUGUCUGCUCUGUACAUCAGUGCAGGGAAGGUGCUGACCUGUCCUUCUCCCUGAUUGUCCAGAGAGAAGUAAUUCAGCAGGUGUUCUGGCUCAGAAUGAGGAACCAUCUUCGGUUUUCACUCCUGUGCUCUGUUGUGAGAGCAUUUCCUUGUGUUAUGGGAAUGGCGAUUCUACAUCGACUAUAGCGGAUCCAGCACUUAAUAGAUUGCAGUCUCCUGGGACACAGUUUGACAUCAUGUUUCGCAAAAAGAAAAAGAAACGACCUGAGAUCUCUGCUCCUCUGAAUUUUCAGCAUCGGGUGCAUACAUCCUUUGAUGCCAAGGAAGGCAGAUUUGUAGGCCUUCCUCCACAAUGGCAAAAUGUACUGGACACCCUGCGACGUCCAAAACCUGUAGUGGACCCUUCCAGGAUCACUCAAGUGCAGCUCAAGCCCAUGAAAACUUUUGUCCGUGGAAGCACCAUUGGAUUGGAAGGAUACAUAUCAGGGAUACUACUUGACAUUCAGAAACUUUCUGUGACCAGUUCCAACACUCUGAGAGGACGGAGCCCUUUAACAAGACGGAGAGCCCAAUCCUUAGGGGUUCUUGGAGAAGAGAGGUCAAACAAUGGACAGUUUAUCAUUCCAGAGCAGAACAUUUCUGACAAGUAUAUCAACUGUAAUGGUAGCUCUAAGGCCAGCAGGAGGCAGACCAUGUGGCCAGACUAUAAGCCUACAGAAGAUAGCCCAUCUAAACCCAAUGGUUCUGUUUGUAAAGCAAAGUCUUUGGAUCCUGGGGAUUUUCAGGAUACAGUGGACCGUGUUGCUCAGACCAAAAUACAUCCUGGCAGCUUGGAUAAGAACAUUGGUGGAGGGCAUAGCUUUGAGCUGGAUACAUAUAAAAGAAGACAAUUAUCUCACGAGACACUGCUAGAAGAGGGCUCGCAGCCAAAGUCUGCAGACAGCAUUACAAAAUACGGACAGUUACGGAGCGGUUUUGUGCCCUCUGGCAAUGGAAGGAGUUCAGAAGUUCCCGCCUCAGCAAUACAGAUAAAGACGGAUGGACUCCAGCGCCGCACGCUAUCUACACGGGGAGUUUUGACCAAAGCAGCCUCUCUUCCACCUGACCAUUUAUCUCCAGACUUUAACAGGGUAAUAUUAGAGACUCCAUCAGAGCGUUCAUCUCCCCUCCGGCCCUGCAGACCUUCUCCAGCAGGUUCGCCUCGCAGCUGUCACAUCCAGACUAGCUCCACCAAUCUCCAUUUAUGUCAGGACUCCUUCAACAAAAACCCACUGGGCAAUCAGGGUGCGACAGUGGUGACUCAUGAGCAGUUCAAGACAGCGCUUCGCAUGGUGGUAGAUAAGGGAGAUCCACGUUUGCUGUUAGAGGAUUAUCUCAAGAUAGGAGAAGGGUCUACUGGAGUGGUCUGCAUUGCUAGGGAGAAGCACAGUGGGCGCCAGGUGGCAGUAAAAAUGAUGGAUCUCAGAAAGCAACAGCGGAGAGAACUUCUGUUUAAUGAGGUUGUGAUCAUGAGGGAUUACCAGCAUGCCAAUGUGGUGGAGAUGUACAAGAGCUACUUGGUGGGGGAAGAACUGUGGGUUAUGAUGGAAUAUGUACAAGGAGGUGCUCUGACUGAUAUUGUGUCACAAACCAGACUGAAUGAGGAGCAAAUUGCUACUGUGUGCAAGUCUGUGCUGCAAGCACUGGAGUACCUGCACUCCCAGGGAGUGAUUCACAGAGACAUCAAGAGUGACUCUAUCCUUCUCACACUAGAUGGGCGGGUAAAGCUUUCGGACUUUGGAUUUUGUGCUCAAAUUAGCAAAGAUGUCCCAAAGAGGAAGUCAUUAGUAGGCACACCCUACUGGAUGGCACCCGAGGUCAUUGUGAGAACUGCGUAUGGCACUGAGGUGGAUAUCUGGUCUUUGGGGAUCAUGGUGAUCGAGAUGGUGGAUGGUGAACCUCCAUAUUUCAGUGAUUCUCCUGUAGAGGCCAUGAAAAGGUUACGUGACAGCCCACCUCCCAAAAUGAGGAACUCUCACAAAGCAUCCCCGAUUCUGCGAGAUUUCUUGGAGCGAAUGUUGAUACGUGAGGCAGCGGAAAGAGCCACAGCCCAUGAACUUCUGGAUCACUUUUUCUUACUCCAGUCUGGCCUCCCAGAGUGCUUGGUGCCUCUGAUCCAGCAAUAUCACAAGAGGAACUCUACCUGCUAAUCUUGGGAUGUGCAUGUAUACCAGAUACUUUCUCUAGAACCUGUUCAUGAAGCCGCUCCGUCUCUUCUACUAAGCACAAUAGAAGAAUCACGGACAUUGGUUAGUGGCGGAUGUCACAGGUGCAAUUCACGCCACGUCCAGAGUCUGACUACGGUGCUGCAGAUAUCAUUGGUUUUGCAAAUAUAAAAAUAAUGUAAUAGCUGUGGUAGAAGAAAUAAUCCACUUGGGCUCCACAGAGCAGCGUCUACUCCACCUUUCAACAGGGUAAAAUGUGAUUGUUUACAGUAGUUAUUAACCAUUUCAGUGCAUGGAAGUGCAGCAAACUUGCUGUACUGGCAUCAGAGUGGUAAAUGAUUUAUUUUUUACACUGGAAUAUAAAGAUAUACUUUGGACCACUAGUACAAAGGCACCUUAUUUUCUUUUCCCCAAGCACAGCUCAUGGCUGUUAUUGUUCUCAAGGCACUUCCUUAGAUAGCCAGCAGGGGUCUGGUUCCACACAAUAAAUACAUUAUAUGGUUUGUAGUGUGCUGUUGGCUGUGUUUGGAAUUUAAAUAGUUAAAAAGACAGUACAAUGUAAGAUCAAACCUAAUAAAUAGCUCCUAUUGGGACGUUUAUACAAGUAACAGAUGCUAAGUUGGUUGCAAACAGUGUUGCACAAAAAAUGCAAAAGACGAAUUAACUAGGUAGCAGGGUAAUUGGAUGUUACGACAGCUAUCGCUUCGAAACAGCUGCAGAAUUAUGUGAUACAUGCUGGUCAAAUAAUACCUUCCAAUAAGAGGGUUAUCUACUUUGUGACAUUUGUUGAGAGAUACAUAUGAAACAAUUAAGUGUUCUAUGAAUUUUAUGCACUUUUGCGUGUAUAUGUUAAAAAGUCGCGUAGCUUAGCUGUUUUAUGUGUGUGUGCUUUUAAUAAAUGUCUUUUAAAGUGUGAAGCUUUAGAACAGUGGAGCAGAUGUAUUAAGCCUGGAGAAGUGAUGAAGCAGUGAUAAGUGCAAGGUGAUAACGCACCAGCCAAUCAGCUCCAAUAUGUAAAUUGACAGUUAUGAGCUGAUUGGCUGGUGUGUUAUCACCUUCCACUUAUCACUGCUUUAUCACUUCUUCUGGGUGUUUCCCAACCUUUGUCCUCAAGGCACGCGAACAGUCCAGGAUUUUAGUGAUAUCCAUGCUUGAGCACAGAUGGUUAAAUCAAAAUAACUAGGGUACUAGAUAAGUCACCUGUGCCAAAGUAUGGCUAUCCUUAAGACCUGGACUGUUAGUGCACCUUGAGGGCACAGUGGUUGGGAACUCCUGCUUUAGAUACUAACAGAACAUGCCACAUGCUAUGUUAAUAUCAGGCAGAUUAUGUUUUUAACUUGAUUGGAGCAAUGUUAAGCAGACAGAAUUCAUAUUAAUAUUACAAAUAUUUGUGACAAUAUAUGUAUUAGAAAUUAAUUACCAGGACGGUAUAAUACCAAUCAUACCCUGAAUCUUUAUACAAAGAAUAAUUUUUGGUUUUUAAUAUCACCUGUUUACUUUUCAAUUUGUAAUGUUGUUGCCUAGGUUUCAUUUUGCUUGUUAAGAAUACUUACUACAUUUACUUUGCUUCCCAAAAGUGUCAACAAAAAGCUCAAGGAAUUACAUCUACAUGAAAUGUUCAGAUUUUGUAAAACAAUUUUUUUUUUAAUUAUUAUUAUUUUGUGUUGGAUAGGGUGUUAUGUAGAAUCCUGCCCCAACUCCUUUUGUUUAAAUUGACAAUAAAGGGCAGAUUCAAUUCCACACAUUAAUCCGCACAUUUUCUGCCCAAUAUGGUAGGCUGGUUCUACUGACCCCUCUAUAAGCUUCUCGUUAUAACCAGCGGUAGUUGGCGAAACGGGUUCCGGUGUCUUUGGUGCUUCAUUAAAUCUGCCGCUAAACGAUGGAUUGCAUACUUUUUUAGAUAACUUGAAAGUUGAGGCCAUUAUAAUGAAAUGUUUUAAACUAUAAGGUCAGAUUUAACAACAAGAGAUAAUGGGGUUCGGUUAGCAUUGCCAGCACUCAUGUGACUGACACCGGUAUCCCGACACCACUCAGAAUCCUGACGCUGGAACACCGACUGUCGAUAUCCCGAAGGUAAGUAUUAGGGCCACUGUUAGGGUAGAAACCGGGGGCUUAGGCACUAGAGGGGGUGUGGUUAGCUAUGGCCAACCCAAUCCCCAUCCUGGUGUCUAAUCCCUAGCUGCCACCCACACUAUCUUAGCCCUAGCCGGCAGCCCAGGCGGGUUAGCGUAGGGGACAGGGGAGGGGAAAUUAAUUACCACGUCCCCUGUUGGUAUUCUAAUUGUCGGGGUGUUGGUCAUGUGACCAUCGGCAUCCCAACAGCCGGGAUCCUCUAUCACACCCAUUAUAUUCUUGUUAUCACUCGUUAGGAGCUGGUGCUCCAGCAAUCAGUUGUUGUCAUGUGUUAGUUUGAAAAAGGACCUUUAGGAGCUGAUUGGCUGGAGCACCAUAUAGCAUUAAUAACCAGUAAUAAGAGUAUUGCUCGUUGUUAAAUCUGUCCCAUAGUUUGUAGUGCUACUUUGUGCCAACUUAUCUCCUUCCUCUUAAAAAGGAUUUAAAAACAUCAAAGGGUUAAAUCUACAGUGUCCGUCCAGUACUAUACUCACUGGACCACGUGUGUGAACGUAAAAUAGGUGUACUGUACUGCUGCUGUCAAGUGUAACCCAUUUAUGUACAAACACCAAGCACUUUGAACAGAAAUGUUUUAAUAAAACACUUUGAAAGUC
Messenger RNA from Pseudophryne corroboree (corroboree frog), 5111 nucleotides. RefSeq names its product p21 (RAC1) activated kinase 6 (gene PAK6). Bases 418 to 2370 code for a protein of 650 amino acids. The record is from RefSeq and is a predicted model, not a curated record. Gene Ontology annotation, cellular component: cytoplasm. The transcript is spliced from 9 exons. Gene Ontology annotation, molecular function: protein serine/threonine kinase activity; ATP binding. NCBI's taxonomy places the organism in Eukaryota, Metazoa, Chordata, Amphibia, Anura, Myobatrachidae. Gene Ontology annotation, biological process: intracellular signal transduction; protein phosphorylation; regulation of MAPK cascade.